GUUAAGACCGCUCACUCGCUACGCUCUUGUGCUAGCUGUCACACACUCGCAUAUUCAAAUCCUCGCUAAUUCUACAGGCAAAACUCUCGUCAUUUGCCUUCUCUGAUUUUCUUAUGAAUCCUGAGUAACGACGCUGAAGGAUGCCCGCGUCGGCCUCCCUCACGGUCUUGCUCCUGCUGGCCCUGACCGCGCGCCACGCCCACGCCCAGUGCCUCUCCGCCCACGAUGACCUGACCAGCCUCCAGACCUACCACGACAUCUCGGGCAUGGUCAGCUUCGCCUUCGACCUCUUCAGGGAGCUGCUGGACCGGACGCCGGCGGAGGGGAAUCUCUUCUUCUCCCCCUACAGCGUGUGGAAUGGGCUGGUGCUGGCCUACCUGGGCGCCGAGGGCAAGACGAGGCGGGAGAUGGAGGCGGUCAUGGGCGUGAGGGAGAAGGUGUCGACUCUCAAGACCUGGUGGCUUUUGGAAAGGACGUACCAAUCGCAGCAAAUCAAAAACAGUUUCAACACCUUUGUUUUAGCCAAUCGCGUGUUUGUCGAUGCCAGGUACCACGAUGCCACAAACAUGAUCAACAAAUACACGUUCGAGAACACACGCGGCCUCAUCUCCAACGUCGUGAACGAACGCGAAAUAUACCAGGCUAUUAUGGUCAUGGUGAAUGUGGCCGCUUUCAAGGGGCUUUGGCGACACCAGUUCCGUCUGAAUGACACUUACUAUGGGAAUUUCUACGUUACGCCUGAGAAGUACGUGGAGGUUCCGAUGAUGAAGCAAGAGGGACAGUUCAGGAAUGGGAUGUCGAGGGACUUGGGAGCUCGGGUCCUCGAACUCCCAUACGCCGAAGGUCCUUUCACCAUGUACAUCUUCCUGCCGACGGGUGACGUGAAGGACCUCCUUUCCCGCCUGAACCCGACGUCCUUCCGCUCCGCCAUCACCAACAUGUGGCACCACCAGGUCACCAUUCACCUGCCGAGGUUCACCUUGCGCUCGUCCAUCAAGGGGGACCUCAAGUUGGCCCUGUACAAGCUCGGCAUCCGGGACCUGUUCAGCGAGUCGGCCGACCUGACCAGCCUGGCGCCCCGCGGAAGCCUGGUGGUGAGCCGCACGUUCCACCAGGCGGCGCUGCAGGUCACGGAGGAAGGCACGGAGGCGGCGGCGGCGACGGUGUUCGUGUCUCUGUCGCGGACGAAGCCUCCUCCGCCGUCGACCUUCGCGUGUGAUCGUCCCUUCGUCUUCGUGAUCUAUGACAGCCAGACGGGCAAUUUCGUCUUCGUUGGGGCCUUUAGGAAUCCUGCGUACUGA
Molecule: messenger RNA, 1301 nt
Organism: Penaeus indicus
Lineage: Eukaryota; Metazoa; Arthropoda; Malacostraca; Decapoda; Penaeidae
Product: serine protease inhibitor 2.1-like
Exons: 6
Coding region: 141-1301 (386 amino acids)
Molecular function (GO): serine-type endopeptidase inhibitor activity
Source: RefSeq, a predicted model, not a curated record